Molecule: messenger RNA, 378 nt
Organism: Baudoinia panamericana UAMH 10762
Lineage: Eukaryota; Fungi; Ascomycota; Dothideomycetes; Mycosphaerellales; Teratosphaeriaceae
Exons: 1
Coding region: 1-378 (125 amino acids)
Source: RefSeq, a predicted model, not a curated record
AUGGCCGGGGCGUGCGUAACGCCCCGACAGUGUUCCACCCGCCAAAAGCAGUCGCAGCCUCUGUCGCCGCAACCGUCUUCUUCCUUGUUUGACGGCGCCUCACCCCGGGGACGACCCGGCCCUCUCUCCUCGGGUCAGAGAGCGGAGUGGUCACGGCCAUGUGGUGCCUGCCUGCCUCCUCCAAGUCGACCCCUCCCGCAGGGCGUGACACCUAUCGCUGGCUGGCUGCUGGGUAAGGUUGCUAGGCGUAGUGCACCCCCUGGCGCACUAUGUUUGCCGGGAGCCUUCGCUCCGCCGUCGCACGCCGGUCCCCCCAACACCGUCCAACGCGGGGGCGACCCGGCCCUUCCCGCGACACGAAAGCUGGACGGCCCGUGA